AUGGGUUCCUCCGAAUCCAAACAGAUUGAGGCCCGGCUACUUACCUCGUCCUUGGACAAGGCCAAGUUCAACAAGUCCUUCAACCUCUACUACGAGUCUAUGCGCUACGGUUUGAAAUUUGUCAUUGGCCAACACAGGAACGAGCCCUCUAACAUUAUAUCUCUUCCUUUGGGAUGGUAUGGCGACUUGAUAUUAUACAGCGGCCCGGGCACCGAUUCAGACCCGCUGGCUGUGGUGAAGUAUGGGAAUAGAAUGGCCACGUUUGAUGAAGUCCGACUGCCGCCCAAAGGACCUGGUCAGGAGCUCAUAAAGGAAGAAAUCCGAUGUCAUCUCAACGGCAUGAACUUUGCUUACACCUUUGCCGUGGCAGUGGGCGAGAGUGGGCAUCCCGAGAGGUUCGAAUGGCGAAGCAGCAAGACCGAGGAGGUCAGGGAAUUGGGCGAAGUGUCUCGUGGUCGGAAGCUGGUCCGCCUCAACCACGGCGAUGAGGUUGUGGCAGUUUGGAGCUGGACGAGGCUCAGAUGGACUGUGAACAAGGGAGCAGCCUUUAGCUUUACAAACAGCGGCGCCACGGGCGAGCUGGGAAAUGCGUUUGCGAUUAUGGCGGUGACGUCGUUUGUAAGGCAGUAUCAGAAGGAUGUCCAGGCGAGUAUCCGUGCCUGA
Molecule: messenger RNA, 663 nt
Organism: Metarhizium album ARSEF 1941
Lineage: Eukaryota; Fungi; Ascomycota; Sordariomycetes; Hypocreales; Clavicipitaceae
Exons: 1
Coding region: 1-663 (220 amino acids)
Source: RefSeq, a predicted model, not a curated record